AUGGGAUUAGAGUUGUACAACUCGUGCGCAACAUACCGUCGCCACUUCGACGAAGUAAACUCACAUUUCAUUGAUAUCGGCGGCAUCGACCUUUUGGAAUGGAUUAGGGAUGGCAAGGACAUUCCGUUUUAUCCGCAACUGAGCAUAUUUGCAGUGGAGUACGCACUUCUCAAUAUGUGGAAGGAGUGGGGUGUAACGCCCAACUUGUGUGUUGUUGGCCACUCAUCUGGAGAAGUGAUGGCCGCAAUGGCUGUAGGGGUCCUAAAUUUAGCUACGGCAGUCCGCUUACUCGUGUUUACGCGACAAACUCUGAUAAAUGAAGUUGAGCCAGGGCAAAUGGUCGCCCUAAUGACUGACGAAGCAAUGACACUACAAAUGAUCAAUCAGUAUGCUGAGAGAUGUUUCAUGGAAAAUAAAUCUGAGAGCUCUUGGAUUGAUAUUUCGGCGCUAAAUUCAUACAACCAGACUGUCGUGUCGGGUCCGGUAGAAACAAGUAAAAAAUUUUCAACCUUCGUCAUCACAUAUUAUAGCACCAAAACCUCUCUCCUUAAAUUCGUUGAUAACGCUUUCCACUCACGAUCGUUUGGGAAAGCUUCGAACACAUUUGAAACGAAUUUGGAGAAAUUAGAUUUUCCUGAGCGCAACCGUGGCGUUAAAUAUAUUUCAUCGAUGUACAGACGGGAAUUGGAUGAUUCAGAAAACUUGGACAUUUCAUACUGGUCAAAAUUAUUUACAAAACCUGUUAAAUUUGUUGGUUCAGCUGCCGCGGCUACAACUUCCGUGGGUGCCAAACUGUUUCUUGAAAUUAGCCCGCAUCCCACCCUCGCCCCUCUGAUGAAAGACAACUGCCCUCAGAAUGACCUCAUUUGCAUUCCGUCCCUAAUGAAAGAUGCUGAGAAUUGGAUCACCUUGUUAAACGCAAUUAGUACUUUGUACCUUCAUCGAGUCGAGCUGGACUGGUCACGAAUUUGGAUCAGUUUGUUUGGCGAAGACAUUUUACGAAACAAAGUGUCGCAUCUUCUACCUACAUAUCCAUUCCAAAAUGAAGGUCCCUUUUGGUUUAGCCCUCUAACCACUUUAAGCCAGGAUUCAGAAGUAGUGCACAGAAAUAAAAUCAUUCACCCGCUACUCGGGUCAAUGCCAGCCGUUCCCAAAUUUGACGAAAUAAAUCGAAUAACAAUCUUUGAAACAUCCCCCGGAUAUGUGGAAAUGGGAUUUGCGGUUGCAACUCUGCUUGGCAAAACAGAGAAGUUUAACAAUAUCAAGUUGUCCAAAGUAGAAAUCAAAACGGUUCUUUCCUUGGAUGUGAAGUCGGACAUUCAGACUAAUGUGGUUUACGAUGGCGAAGGGUUUAAUAUCUCCAUAUCAAGCCGCGGGGACCAUACAGAGGGUAUGUGGACGUUGCACGCUUCUUUAAAUGCCAAAGUCAUUACACCUGAUGUAUACACGAUCAAGCCAGAAAAACAUCUGGGCAACUUUACAGGGGAGUCAUUGCCAUCCCCUUACCCCGAGUUAUCAGACUUAGGAUAUAAAUUUUGUGCAGGAUUCAAGAGUCUCAGAGCAGGUGUAGUCACACCCAUAUUUGACACGGAUGGAUUUGGAAGCUUUAUGGUUCAUCCGAUCAUACUGGAUGCCCUACUACAGAUAACACUACUCGCACAACAAGAUUCACUAACAACCUUGAGGGUUCCAGUUGCAAUCUCAGAAUUCGAAUUAGUUUGUAGUGCUUCCGGUAAUAUUGGCAAGAAUACUUGUGCCAGGCAGAUCCGUGCUCAGGCCGGAAUUAAUUCGUCCACGUUGUUUAUUCAAGGAGCUGAUCUAAAGUGGCGAACCCUAGCAUCCAUGACCAAUUUGAGAACGAUCAGCACGACCACGAAGGCCGUUAGACGAACAAUUGAGGGAAGUAAUGAAAUGAGCGACCGUAAGGACCAUGACCAACUUUUACCUCUAUUUGUCGAAGAGUGGGUAAAAGAUGAUCAACUAGUUAAUUAUAGCCAAUCAAUAUGUGAACAGUUUUCUUCAUGUAAGACCAUCUCUCGACCAGCUGCAGAAAUUCAAGACUAUAAGCUAAUUUCGUCGUACAUCGGGAAAUGCGUUGCCGAAACUCUCAACUUAUUGGGAUUUUCCGAUUUCACGCAUAACCAGCUCAUAACACGAUGCGACAUUGCUCUUCAUCUCGGCCUAAGUCACCUUGCUCCAAAUUUUCUGGCAAGGCUGCUUAAAUAUGCGGGCCAGGCAGGCCUGUUGAAGGAAUACUCCCUAACAGAGUACAUCGUAUUGCCUUACUCCGAUUGUUUAACGCAUAAUUUAUUGGCAACUAACUAUGAUAAACAUUUACCAGAGGACUGGGCUUUCGUAGAAUUUUACACAUCUAAACUGACCAGCUUUCUCAGUGGAACCGAGUCAAUUCUACCCUACCUAUUCCCGCCAUCAUUACCCUCCUUGGAACCACCAAAUCAAAUUGUUUCUAAUGAAACAUCCGUAAACACUAAUUUUUCGGCUGAAAGGUUUUACAGCGCUACAAUAGCUUCCUACCUAACCGAAGACUUUAUUGUGGAUUUGGAAAAAGAUGCUCUGGUUCAAGUAUUCGAGAAUGAGACCUUCAACGUAAUUAUUGCCAAUAACGUCCUUCAUGCCACCACUGACAUAAACAGAGUGGUUGAAAAUCUUCGAUUGCUGCUUAGCCCUAAGGGCAAUAUUUUCAUCGCCGAACAGCUUCACCCCUCUGCAUUUGUUCAUAUCAUCUUCGGCCAUUGUAAGGGUUAUUGGCUUUUCAACGACGGCAUCCGGUCAGAUCACUGUUUAAUCGACGGAGACGCCUGGAAGUUAGUGCUUCAGUCUGUUGGUUAUGGGGAAGUAUCAAUUGUGGAAAAUAAAGAUUUUCAUUUUGGAAUAAUUAUCGCUACAAACAAAGAAGACGUCUCACCACCACCAUCUUUCAUUGUCAUUGCUUCCAGUGACCAGGAUCAGUUUGCGAACCAGCUUGUAGCUUCGAAUAAAGAAUAUGCGACAUUGUACAAUAUUAGUGAAGCAAACAUUGUAAUACAUCCCGAAAAUAAGAUUGUAUAUUGCUUCCCACAAGUACUCAAGGAUAAUAUUCCUGCUUUGAAUCAAGUUCGAAAGCAGUUAGAACACUUCCUCCGUUUUUCUCGGGCGUUGGUAUCGGUUGGCAGGGUUGAACUUAUCCUCGUAAGCCAUGGUCUCAUUCCUGUGGGGGAUACAGAAGCCCGUUAUCCUGUUGCUGGUGCAAUCCGUGGUUUUUCGAGAACUCUGGCAAAUGAAAUGCUAGAGUUGGACAUCACAUGGGUGGACCUUGAUGACGAUGAAUCUACAAUGCAACAGAUACAAGAAGUAGUUGCGGAAAUAAGAAAUAAAGGAACAUUACGAAAUCGGGACAGCGACCCAUUUGUAACAGUACUUUUUUAG
This is a messenger RNA of Folsomia candida, 3426 nucleotides long. Its product is annotated as putative inactive phenolphthiocerol synthesis polyketide synthase type I Pks1. NCBI's taxonomy places the organism in Eukaryota, Metazoa, Arthropoda, Collembola, Entomobryomorpha, Isotomidae. Bases 1 to 3426 code for a protein of 1141 amino acids. The transcript has 5 exons. The record is from RefSeq and is a predicted model, not a curated record. Gene Ontology annotation, molecular function: transferase activity.